AUGGCGUCCAGCAGCAGCUUCUGGCAGACGGGGUCCGUGCGCAUGAAAUCUACUGACUGGACCCGCUCCACCAGCUCCGGGGCAGGGAUGAGUGCGAAGCGGAGGCGCUUCAUGAGGUCGGGCGCGUACUGCAUGCGGGUCUCGCGGUCGUGCUCCAGCCACAGCACGGACAUCUGGAAAAGCGCCAGCUCCGACUCCACGGGGGGCGGCAGCGAGUCCAGCAGGGCGCGCAUCUCCUCGAAGUUGAGCAGCAGCACAUCUUCCACCAGGGCGGCACUGAGGAAGAUGGGGAGCUGGAAGUGGGGUUACUGGGGUGCAUUUAGAGCGAGAGGCAGGAGGGAUUCAGGUAGACGGUCCUCCCUCCUGGGCACCUGGCGCAGUGGCUUUAACUCCAAUAACUGGCUGAGCAGAAAGGGACCCUCUGCCCACAUCCCGCCCGCGCGCCCGCCAGCCGGGGACAUCCGCCGCCGUCGCCCGGCUCCGAGGGAUCCCGCCGGACCUGCGCCUUCCACUGCGGCUCACACUGCCCUGCCUGGCGCCAGUCCUGGAUCUCCCGCUUCCUAUUUACACCGGACUGGGCUCCUCUCCACUCACUUCACAUCCCGUUCCAGGCUGGCGACUUCGCUGCUGAGCUGAAACUGCUAAUUUCUGUGACCAGCUUUUUUCUUAGCUGUGAUCUGGAUGAAUGAGUAGCUGUCUCAGAGAGAUGACAAAAAUAAACUCUAAUCCCCCCCAAAAUUUCCACUACAUCUUUCUCAUGCAUAGAUUUAUGAUCUUCAAGCGCUCUGUGCAAUAUGCAAACUUUUUUUUGUGUCUGUAUAUAUGCUGUUGUUUCCAGAUUUCACUACAUUGGUAUGCUGCUUUUCCCUUCCACGCCCCCCCCCCACCCUGACUGUGAAAUGCAGAAACCGUCUGAGUCAAAGUAUGCCAAGAUGCCACUUUACAGUGUCUUGGUGUUGGGGGUGGGGUCUGACUUGGAAGAAAGACACUAGCUGUUGUCUCUGAGGUGAGUGGCUGAGUGUACAGAUGGGGGUGGGAAGCAGAACUGGUAGACAGAAUAGAUGAGAGCCCCUUGCCUUACAUUUGUUUCCCUGCACUAUUCAAGCUUCAUGAUCUUGUGGGAAAACAUAUUUUCUUUAUCAUUUUGUCUGGUUAAACAACCAUCACUGUCAGUUCAACAGAUAAGGGUUCAGAAGUCACUUUUUUUAUUAGAAGAUUAUCCUAUUGUCAGAUUUGUCUUUCAAUUAGGACUUUGUGAUUUGCAGGAGCUAGAAUCAAGAGCUAAGCAACUCAGCUGCAAUUUCAUUGAAGUAACCCUUCAACUUUGUAGCUCAUCUGAUAAAUAAGGACAACCACACAGAGCUCACAUUUUUAACCCUGCUUAGCAUGCAAAAUGAACCCCAGCAGGAUUCCAGAAUUUUAGCUGUACUAGAGAUUCAUGUGCAUUUUGGUAGAGGACACGUUCCCUAGACUUACCCCAUGAUGUAUUAUACCCUUACAUUUAUAGCCCUGUAUUUUGGUUGUCAAUGGGGGUUGGAGUUGUCCAAGAAAGAAAGAAAGAAAAAAAAAAAGAAGCAGAAAUAGCAAGGUAUGCCCUUGAACAAGAUGAACAUGAAAGAAAGCUGGACAUGAGUUAAAUAGAGUUUUAUUUGCUAUUAAGUAUGAGAACAUGAUUCAUUCCAAUUUAUUUGUGCUCUGAUUAGUAAACUUACUGAAAUGCACAUCAGGGCACCACCAAAAGGCUGUCUUUUUACCUUCUUCUUUGAUUUGUGAGAGAUGGAAAGACACCUGCUUAAGGGAGGGGGAAACCUGAAAUUCUUUGGUUCAGAAAUAGGGACUUCCCCAUUUAGAAUGGUGAACAUUAACAUGCAUAUAGGAUAUUUCCUCUUAAAUAAAUGAAGAAGGAUCUAUCUGAAAAUGUUCCCCUUACAAAGGCCCCUUUCCAUCAUGGUCCUAGAUUAUCUAAGGGUAAGACUUCUUUAUUCAAAUCUUCCUGAAAUGCUACAUUCUCAUAUUCAUAUUUAUAAUAGAAAGGCCCAAAUACAUGGUAAAAUAAGG
Messenger RNA from Phyllostomus discolor (pale spear-nosed bat), 2058 nucleotides. RefSeq lists its product as uncharacterized. The record is from RefSeq and is a predicted model, not a curated record. The coding region runs from base 1 to 636 and encodes 211 amino acids. Lineage: Eukaryota; Metazoa; Chordata; Mammalia; Chiroptera; Phyllostomidae. The transcript has 4 exons.